ACAAGAAAACUAAAGAGUCAAUCUAAUCUAUCUCCAUUUGAUUGGAUUCGAUGAAAAUGCCUGGUUGGUGGUCGUCCAAGUCGUUCGACCAAGCAAAGCCGUAUCUUGGAGUGAUCUUCAUGCAGUUCUGCUCGGCUGGGAGCUCCAUCAUCUCAAAGUUUGCUCUCAACCAAGGCAUGAGCCAGAAUGUGUUUGUUGUCUACAGAUACGCCAUCGCCACUGCUGCGAUUGCUCCCUUCGCGUUUUUCGUCGACAGGAAGGUGAGGCCAAAGAUGACACUAGGGAUCUUCUUCAAGAUAGCACUCCUUGCUUUCCUAGAGCCAGUGGUUGAUCAGAACUUGUACUACACUGCAAUGAAGUACACCACAGCGACAUUCGCAUCUUCGAUGAUCAGUAUCAUGCCUGCCUUUGCAUUCCUCAUGGCUUGGGCAUUGGGGCUGGAGAGAGUUAACUUGAGGAAGUUUCACAGCCACGCGAAGAUAAUGGGCACCAUAGUGACAGUUGGUGGAGCCAUGGUGAUGGCUUCCAUUAAAGGGGCUAGGGUUGAUCUACCAUGGACCAAAGGAGUUCUUGACCAUUCUUCUUCUUCUUCGGUUGCGCCAGAGCACCCUAUUAAGGGUGCUCUCAUGAUCGCAAUUGGCUGCGUUUGCUGGGCUGGUUUUGUCAAUCUCCAAGCAAUCACAUUGAAAUCGUACCCCGGAAAGCUGUCCCUGACGGCUCUAAUAUGCAUGAUGGGAGCAAUGGAGGGAUCGGUUGUGGCAGUUGGUCUGGAGUGGAAGAAUCCCUCGGCAUGGAAAAUUGGUUUCGACACCAAGUUACUAGCUGCAUUUUAUAGUGGGAUUAUGUCGUCAGGAGUACUGUACUCGAUUCAAGGACUGGUGAUGCAGAGAAAGGGACCGGUUUUCGUGACGGCUUUCAGCCCUUUGGUCAUGGUGAUCGUGGCCAUCUUGGGUUCCCUUUUCUUGUCUGAGAUUCUCUACUUGGGGAGGGUAUUGGGAGCAGUGGUGAUAGUGACAGGAUUGUACAUGGUGCUGUGGGGAAAGACUGGAGAUGACGAGAAAGGCAGCAAUGGUGGCAGUAUUACAAUUAACGACAAAUUAGUGGCUGCUGAUCAUCUCCCCAUUGCUGCUGUUGAUUCAUCAGUGGAAGACACGAAUGUAGAGAAGAUAGAAAGCAAGCAAAAACAUAUCAAUGGUGGUAAUAGUGGGGAAGGGUUUGUUUCCAUUGAGCUACCCAAGGUCUGA
This is a messenger RNA of Linum tenue, 1244 nucleotides long. The record is from the annotation of a GenBank genome assembly. Lineage: Eukaryota; Viridiplantae; Streptophyta; Magnoliopsida; Malpighiales; Linaceae.